This is a messenger RNA of Brassica napus (rape), 1454 nucleotides long. RefSeq names its product transcription factor MYB61. Gene Ontology annotation, biological process: regulation of stomatal movement. The transcript has 3 exons. The record is from RefSeq and is a predicted model, not a curated record. Lineage: Eukaryota; Viridiplantae; Streptophyta; Magnoliopsida; Brassicales; Brassicaceae. Bases 200 to 1210 code for a protein of 336 amino acids.
ACGUACCAAAACAAAAACCCUUUUGUUUAUAUUCCCCAAAUCCUCCUCUCCUUUUCUCAUCUUCUCACUUCAAACUCUCUCUAUCUCUCUCUCACCUCAUCUUAAGAUUUCUCUGAAAGCUGACUACAAAGCCUUUUCUAAAAACAAACAAGACGAUCCUUCUCUAAUUGAUAUUUUAUUUAUAUAUAAAAUUUUAAAAAUGGGAAGACAUUCAUGCUGUUACAAACAGAAGCUGAGGAAAGGACUUUGGUCUCCUGAAGAAGACGAGAAGCUUCUUAGGUACAUCACUAAGUACGGCCAUGGCUGCUGGAGCUCUGUCCCUAAACAAGCUGGUUUGCAGAGAUGUGGAAAGAGCUGUAGAUUAAGAUGGAUAAACUAUCUAAGACCAGAUUUGAAGCGAGGAGCAUUUUCACAGGAUGAAGAAAACCUUAUUAUUGAACUUCAUGCCGUUCUUGGCAACAGGUGGUCUCAGAUUGCUGCACAGCUUCCUGGUAGAACCGACAAUGAAAUCAAGAAUCUAUGGAACUCUUCCUUAAAGAAGAAACUGAGGCUGAGAGGAAUUGAUCCGGUUACACACAAGCUCUUAACCGAAAUUGAAACCGGUACAGAUGACAAUACCACACCGGUUGAGAAGUGUCAAACGACCUACCUCAUUGAGACAGAAGGCUCCUCUAGUACCACCACUGGCAGUACUAACCACAACAACAGCAACACCGAUCAUCUUUAUACCGGAAAUUUUGGUUUCCAACGGUUAAGUCUUGAGACUGGUUCAAGAAUACAAACCGGCAUCUGGAUUCCCCAAACCGGGAGAAAUCAUCAUGUUGAUACCGUACCUAGUGCAGUGGUGCUACCCGGUUCAAUGUUCUCAUCUGGCUUAACCGAUUCAACAACCGGUUACAGAUCAUCCAAUCUCGGUUUAAUUGAAUUGGAUAACUCAUUCUCGACCGGGCCAAUGGUUACAGAGCAGCAACUUCAAGAGAGUAACUACAACAAUUCGACAUUCUUUGGAACUGGGAAUCUGAAUUGGGGAUUAACCAUGGAAGAAAAUCAAUUUACAAUAUCGAAUAAUUCGUUACAGAAUCACUCAAACUCGUCGUUGUAUAGUGAAAUCAAGUCCGAGACCAAUUUUUUCGGUACGGAGGCUGCAAAUGUUGGUAUGUGGCCAUGUAACCAGCUCCAGCCUCAGCAACAUGCAUAUGGCCAUAUUUAAAAUCUUCUUGUAUAUUAUAAGGUGUGUGGAUCUUCUUUUUCUUCUUCAAGUUAUUUUUCUUUAUUCCAAAUAUCGAGUUUUAUUUAUAAUGGUUUGUAUAUAUAAAGUUUGUGUUAUAUUCAUUUAAUCUAAGGGUGUUGUUCUUACAUUUUCUUUUAUUUGAUGUACUUUGUGAAGCAUAGUUUUCUGGACUUUGAGAUUUUGUUUGUCUAUUCUUGCUGGAUCAAUGACAUUUAUUUCUUAA